GCCGUCUCGUGAGGCCGGUCCUCCGCAGAGGCGUCUACUUGACUGCCUGCGCGGGGUCCUGGCUUGACAUUGAUCCGGUCGCCAUGUCGCAGCAGCCGCCUCAGCAGCCCCGCGGACCUCCGGGCGUCGCCGCCGCCGCCUCCUCCUCUAACCCGGGCUUGAUUGGCUUCCUCCGCCACCAAGUCAAGCAUCGGCCCAGCCUUAUUCCGCUUUUCUUGAUUAUGGGGACUGCAGUGGCCGGUGCCGGACUCUAUUUGAUGCGUCUGGCUUUGUUCUGCCCUGAAGUCAGAUGGGAUAAGAAGAACAACCCGGAGCCGUGGAACAACCUCGAUCCCACUCAUCGUUACAAGUUCUUUGCUGUCAAUGUGGAUUACAGCAAGUUGCAAAAAGACCGUCCCGACUUCUAAAACGAGGCGGGUUUUGCAACCGUCCAAUGAAGGUCUUCCUGAAGCUGACCGCACAACCCCCGUAUAACCGUCACAAUCCAGGAAUUAAGAUUUUUGUGUGCAUCGCCUUGAAAAAUAAUGUGUUGGAGACGUGCAUGCUCAGAAUUAAUAAACGAACCACUUGAAAAUUUUAA
Molecule: messenger RNA, 580 nt
Organism: Ahaetulla prasina
Lineage: Eukaryota; Metazoa; Chordata; Lepidosauria; Squamata; Colubridae
Gene: COXFA4
Product: NDUFA4 mitochondrial complex associated
Exons: 4
Coding region: 84-407 (107 amino acids)
Source: RefSeq, a predicted model, not a curated record